ACAUGGCUAUCAACGGCUGUCCAAUUUUAUUAUUUCUUAUUUCACUCAGGCUACAAAAACUAUAGAUAGUAAUUUUACAGUUUUUAAGCAAGUAUUGUGAAUAAAAUGUCAAAGGGAAAGAAAGAGGAAUACUCAUGUGAGAUGUACAGCACCAAAUACUUUCAGCUGUGUGCUGCAGGCGGUGCAGCGGCCUGUGGCACCACGCACACCUUCGUCACUCCCCUGGACUUGGUCAAGUGCAGGCUGCAAGUAGACCCGGCCAAAUACAAAUCCAUCUUCAAAGGGUUCGGGGUGUCAUACAGAGAAGGUGGCGCUGCAAACUUAGUCAAAGGCUGGGCGCCUACUCUGAUCGGCUACAGUUUUCAAGGCGCAGCGAAAUUCGCCGGAUACGAGUAUUUCAAAUACAAAUUCGGCACUUUCGUCGACGAGGAAACAGCUUAUUUGUACAGAACCUACAUGUAUUUAGCUGCUUCGGCCUCAGCAGAGCUUGUUGCUGAUGUGUUUCUAGCACCAUUCGAAGCUACCAAAGUAAGGAUGCAGACCACUCCAGGGUAUACGUCACAGAUGAGGAAAGCCAUGCCGCAUAUGUUGGCCACAGAAGGUUUCGGAGUUUUUUAUAAAGGGUUAACGCCGUUGUGGGGGCGCCAAGUCCCUUAUACCAUGAUGAAGUUUUCUUCCUUUGAAAAGACGUUGGAGUAUUUGUAUGCGAAUGUUGUGCCGAAGCCUCGAGAGCAGUGCACGAAGGUCGAGCAGCUUAUUGUGACGUUUUCAGCUGGGUAUAUAGCUGGGGUGCUUUGUGCGAUAGUGUCGCAUCCAGCUGAUACUAUAGUUUCGAAGCUGAACAAGGAUCCGAGCGCAACUAUCGGAAGCAUCAUAGGUGAAGUCGGCAUGGUUGGUAUCUGGAGGGGUCUGGUUGCUCGCAUCAUCAUGAUUGGGACUCUGACCGGUCUGCAGUGGUUUGUGUAUGACGCCUUCAAGGUGUACACGGGCAUGCCUCGGCCGCCACCGGCCGAUAUGCCGGAAUCUUUAAAGAAGAAGCUUGCCAAAAAGUAAUGUUUCGUUUUGUUAGUAUUUAUUGUUUAGUGUUUUAUGUAUAUUUAUGAUUAAAUGAUGCGUUCAGUGAUGGU
Molecule: messenger RNA, 1127 nt
Organism: Maniola jurtina (meadow brown)
Lineage: Eukaryota; Metazoa; Arthropoda; Insecta; Lepidoptera; Nymphalidae
Product: phosphate carrier protein, mitochondrial-like
Exons: 1
Coding region: 106-1053 (315 amino acids)
Biological process (GO): mitochondrial phosphate ion transmembrane transport
Cellular component (GO): mitochondrial inner membrane
Molecular function (GO): phosphate transmembrane transporter activity
Source: RefSeq, a predicted model, not a curated record